Messenger RNA from Paramecium pentaurelia, 1174 nucleotides. NCBI's taxonomy places the organism in Eukaryota, Ciliophora, Oligohymenophorea, Peniculida, Parameciidae. The record is from the annotation of a GenBank genome assembly.
AUGUAUUCUCCAGAUUCUUCUAUUGAUGAUCGAUACUUUUAUAAUCCUAUGAACUCUCUCUCAGAAUCAGAAUAAGACAUGACAUUUUAAAACAAGUCCUCAUUAAUUAGUGAAUAACCUGCAAUUGCUGCAAAAAAAACAGGCACCAUAAUUGAGAAUUCAGUAUAAUCACUUGAAAAAAAAACAAUCAACUUUAAAGUAGAUAAUGUUGAUAACUACAAAGAAGUCAAAUUACCUGAUCAAUCUUUUAAUAAAUAAUAUUAAUAGCCAACACAAAAUAUCUAGAAACCUCAACCUUAAGUAUAAUAAAAUAUAAGAGUUCAAAAAACAAAUGACUAGAAGCCUUCUGCUGUUGGAAAUUCUAUUGUUGAAUAAACUAAUUAAAGUGCUAGAAAAAAACCAAGAAUUUUUGAACCUCUUAAUACUGAUGAAAAAUUAGAGUAGACAUGUAAGUCAUUCAUAUUAUUUUACAGCGUUCUUAAAGGAACUUAAUAGAAUGGCUGGAGAAGAAGCUUAAAAAAAGCAUCUAGAGGUUAAAUAAAUGUAAAUAAAUAUAAUAUUAUAUAUAUAGUUAAAAUGCUGAGGAUCUGAUAAUUCAAAAGCAAUUAUUUCUAUUCACUAAUUUUAAUGAGAAGAAUGUACAAUAAUACAUUGAUAAAGCAAAAGAUUAAGUUGAAAAAUUGGAAAUCUAAUAAGACUAAUUACUCCUAUACAAAGAGUAUAAUUAAAAAUUAAACGAAAUUGGACCUUUGUGUUUAGAUAAAGAAGUGAGUCUUUUAGAUGUAAAUUACCAAUAUUAAAGUAGUAAACAUCUGAAGAAAAAAGGAAGCAGAAAUCUAGAGAAGAAUUUAAAUUAUUAUAUAAUCAAAUAUCCAAAUUAGAGAUUGCAAGUAGAACUGAUUAUGAUCAAGAUUGUUCUGAGAUGAUUUAAACAAUGUUAAAGGAGAUAGAAAUAAAAUUAAAAUUAGAAUUUGCAAUAGAAAAUCUAUAAAGGCUUAAACCUUAACUUUAAAUACUUAAAAAUAAUAGAAAUUUUUAAACAGAGUUUCAAGCUUAUCUAGAUUUAAUAAAAUAAUCUUAGAAAUAUGAAUCAGAAAAACUGAAACCUUAGUUAGAAUUAAUGAAAUCAAGUCUUAAAAUAAGGGCAUAAAAGAUAUAUUAAUAGAUAAACUGA